AUGCCUUCUCUGAAACAGUCUCCCGGCAAGCGUCCUGUCCGCACUGCUUACUGCCAAAAUGCCCAUCUGCGCCGCCGCUUGCAGGCCGCUGAGUCCCGCGCCUCUGCAGGCUCGAGUUCCCCCCCGUCGACUGCUGCGUGGAUGGAGCAAGGCAUUGCCGACAUUACGGCGCGCAUGAGCGCCGUAGUCACCGACGACUCGGAUGUGGCGAUGACGACGGAUGUCGAUUUUCUGCCCAACCAGCGAGACAAUUCACGAGGUAAUGCCGCAGCAAGCUCUGCGACGUCGCCUAGCCCGCAGCGGAUCCACAAGGACGUCAUGCAGAGCGAGCUGCGCGUUGAGUGCUAUCGCAUCGCUAGUAUAACGACCGGCCGUUCCCCUAAACCUGCUGAACCGGACGGCUUCGUCUCGCCUCCUAGAUUUAAAGCAUUUGUUAACUCAUGGACCGAACACGCUAACAUGGAUGGGUGCUGGGAGGACGUCGAGAUGCCAUAA
Molecule: messenger RNA, 495 nt
Organism: Postia placenta MAD-698-R-SB12
Lineage: Eukaryota; Fungi; Basidiomycota; Agaricomycetes; Polyporales; Adustoporiaceae
Exons: 2
Coding region: 1-495 (164 amino acids)
Source: RefSeq, a predicted model, not a curated record